Glycine soja is the source of this 327-nucleotide messenger RNA. RefSeq lists its product as uncharacterized. NCBI's taxonomy places the organism in Eukaryota, Viridiplantae, Streptophyta, Magnoliopsida, Fabales, Fabaceae. The transcript has a single exon. The coding region runs from base 1 to 327 and encodes 108 amino acids. The record is from RefSeq and is a predicted model, not a curated record.
AUGAUCGUGUGCAUAUAUGUGGAUGACUCGAUCUUCAUGGAAAGUAAUCCAAGUAUGUUUGAAAAGUUCAAGAAAGCAAUGAUCAAGGAGUUCGAGAUGACCGAUAUUGGACUAAUGUCAUACUAUCUUGGGAUUGAGGUAAAGCAGAAGCAAGAUGGAAUCUUCAUUUCACAGCAAAAAUACGCAAAAGAGAUGCUCAAGAAAUUGAAGAUGGAUAGUUGCCAACCAAUUGGAACACCGGUGGAGUGCAAAAUGAAGUUAUCAAAGUUUGACGAAGCAGAAAAGGUGGAUGCUACAAAUUUAAAGAGUUUGGUGGGUAGUUUGUGA